Molecule: messenger RNA, 1290 nt
Organism: Rhododendron vialii
Lineage: Eukaryota; Viridiplantae; Streptophyta; Magnoliopsida; Ericales; Ericaceae
Product: non-functional NADPH-dependent codeinone reductase 2-like
Exons: 4
Coding region: 96-1094 (332 amino acids)
Cellular component (GO): cytosol
Molecular function (GO): aldose reductase (NADPH) activity
Source: RefSeq, a predicted model, not a curated record
AAAUAGUGGGCAACUGGGCAUAUUUCAACAACUCCUUUCACUCAUAAGGUGGACUCAUUCACUGACUGACUCACUGAUUCACAAAAACCAAAAUAAUGGCUUUCCAAAGUACAGUCCCAGAAGUAACUCUGAGUUCUGGCCAAAAAAUGCCAGUUUUGGGCUUGGGCACAGCAACUUAUUCAGCAGUGGAAUUAUCAAAAAAAACUUAUUCAACAGUGGCUUCAGAAAUUGUGGUGCAAGCAGUGGUCCAGGCAAUUGAGCUUGGGUACAGGCACUUUGACACUGCUUCCUUUUACCAAACUGAGUCAAGUCUUGGCGAUGCCAUUCAAGAAGCUAUCCGAGUUGGGUUGAUCAAGUCUCGAGAGGAGGUUUUCCUCACUUCCAAGCUGGGGUGCACUGAUGCUCAUCCCCAUCUUGUUGUCCCUGCUCUUCAAACGACCCUCAGGAAUUUGAAGACAGAGUACCUUGAUCUGUAUCUCAUACACUUUCCUAUAAGCAUGAAGCAUGGGAUUAGUGUGUACACAGCCAAACCAGAAGACUUUCUCCCCUUGGACAUCAAGUCUGUUUGGGCAGAAAUGGAAGAAUGCCAGAGGCUAGGCCUCACCAAAUCCAUUGGAGUCAGCAAUUUCUCCUGUAAGAAACUUGGGGACCUCCUUGCCUUCGCUACCAUCCCUCCUGCUGUCAAUCAGGUGGAGUUGAACCCAUGUUGGCAACAAAAGAAGCUGAGGGAUUACUGUAAGGCCAAUGGAAUCCUUGUAGUAGCUCACUCUCCUCUUGGAUCACUUGGAACCAGCUGGGGCCAUAACAGAGUUAUGGAGUCUGAGGUUCUAAAGGAAAUUGCUGAGGGCAAAGGGAAGACUGUUGCUCAGAUUUGCCUAAGAUGGGAGUACGAACAAGGAAUUGGUGUAGCGGUGAAGAGCUACAACAAGGAAAGGCAGCAGCAAAACCUCGCGAUUUUUGACUGGGCUUUGAGCGACGAGGAUUGUAAGAAGAUUGGCGAAAUCCCCCAACGCAGAGGACAAACCGUGGAGGAGUUCGUUGAUGUCAACGGGCCUUUCAAAUCAAUCGACGAGAUCUGGGAUGGUGAAAUCUGAAUCUACUUUUUUUUUCUUCGUUUCCUUCCCUGUAUUAGUUUGUAAAAGCUUAAUUUUCCGUCUUCAUAAACAUGAUGAUCACACUUUUUUUUUACGAAAAAGUGUGACCCGAAUUGUGUUUGCGUAAGUGCAUGUGUCUCGUAUGAUGAAGUAUUUUGUUCUAUGUUUUAGUAAAAUUUUGAAAUUUCAGAUGGCA